AUGCUACCUGUUGGAUUUUUUCGAAAAAAUGUUUUGGAAACGUUUAAAUCGUUGAAUUCGAGUCAAGUAUUUAAAUAUAAUAAAUUUUAUGAAUCGAAUCAAAAAGAAGAAAAAAGAGAUCCUUAUGAAGGAAAUUAUGGAUUCAUCGAUUGCGAUCAAAGUGCAAAGAUAACAUUGAUCGGAGCUGCUGGACGAGUUGGAAAAACUCUAUCGUUACUUUUAAAAACAUGUCCCCUAAUUGAUCAUUUAUGUUUGUUUGACAUCGAUAGAUCCGUUAAAGGUGUUGGAGUUGACGUAAGUCACAUCGAUACAAAAUGUUGCGUCAGUUACGUGUGCGGAAUGAAAAACAUUCAAAAAGCUUUGGAGAAUCCGGAUGUUGUUGUUAUUGCUGCCGGAUAUCCUACAUCUCCAAAAUUAAAUGGGAAAAAACUAUUUGAAAAAAAUGCUCCCAUCAUAGCCAAUCUGAGUGAAGCGUGUGCUAAAUUUUGCCCUCAAGCUUGUGUCGUACUCAUAACAAAUCCAAUAAAUAGUCUUCUGCCUUUAAUGAGUGAAAUAUAUCAGGCCAUUAAUCGAAACGUACCGUCGAAAAAAUUGUUCGGAUUAACCACAUUAGACGUCGUGAGAGCAAAUACGUUCGUAGGUGAAGUUGUUAGAAAAGAUCCAAACGACAUAAUUGUACCCGUUAUAGGUGGAGCAUCACAAGAAACCAUCGUACCCGUCAUAUCGCAAAUGAAACCAUGUUGUAGGAUAAAACGAAACGAAACAUUGGCGCUCACGGAAUGUAUAAAAAGAGCCGAAGGAAAUUUAUCCGAUUGUCAAAAUUGUGGUACUCGCGGAGCAUCUUCACUCAGCACGGCCUACGCAGCAUUUCGAUUCACAUCCUCGUUGAUGAUGGCUUUAAAAGGAGCCGAAAACAUCAUAGAAUGUGCUUAUGUAAAAAGUAACGUAAUACCUCAAAUAGAAUACAUGGCGUCACCAUUGAAAUUGGGACUUUGCGGAAUCGAACAUAAUUUCGGUUAUCCUCAACUUUCAGACUUUGAAGUGAGUUUAAUGGAACAGGCAGCUCCGAUGUUGAUAAAAGAUAUCGAUAUGGGUAAAUGUUACGUUGUCCAGAAAAAGAAAAAAAAUAAAAAAAACAAAAAUUAUUUUAAAAGAUGUUCCGAUUGCGAAAACACCGGAAACUUAUGUGUAUCACGUACGCCGACGCCGACGCCGCCGCCGCCGCCACCGACGACGACGACGACGACGACGAAAAUGCUUCCACCAUUGGAAACUAAAAUUAAAUAUUUCGGAAACGAGAAAAAAAUUGAUAAAUAUCCAAAAUCUAAAUCUCAUUUCAAAUAUAAAAAAAAAUCAGAAGAUGUAUUUACAAAUUAUUUGAAAGAAAUAAAAAUCGACGAUGAAUGUUAUUCGUUGGAAAUGACGUGCGAUUCUCGUAAGGUGACGACGAAAGGUGACGAUGACGAUUGCGAAAGCAACGACAACGACAACGACAACAACAACAACAACAACGACAACAACAACAACAGCAACUUCAACAUCAGCAGCAGCAAAAUCCCAUGCGGGUGUGGCAACGUCGGCGGACAUGCUUGCAGUAACGUCUGCAAGGGUAUCAGACGCAGUAAAAACAAAUAUUAUUCCCAAGAGGAUUUCUGUUCUGACGAAGAUCAAAGUUCCGUUUGUUACGACGAGGAUGAAGAGACCCCCGUAAAAAAUCAUAAUACGAUGGAAACAAACGAAAAAAAUGUCGAAAAAUGUUGCAACGAUAACAACGGUGAUAACAAACACGGGCGACAAAGGGAAAAACACAUGACGAGAAAAAACGUUUUGAUCAAUUAUUGGCCGCCGCAAAAAUAA
Messenger RNA from Pediculus humanus corporis (human body louse), 1857 nucleotides. Its product is annotated as malate dehydrogenase, putative. Gene Ontology annotation, molecular function: L-malate dehydrogenase (NAD+) activity. The transcript is spliced from 7 exons. Gene Ontology annotation, cellular component: mitochondrion; cytoplasm. The record is from RefSeq and is a predicted model, not a curated record. Gene Ontology annotation, biological process: tricarboxylic acid cycle; malate metabolic process. The coding region runs from base 1 to 1857 and encodes 618 amino acids. Lineage: Eukaryota; Metazoa; Arthropoda; Insecta; Psocodea; Pediculidae.